Neocloeon triangulifer is the source of this 925-nucleotide messenger RNA. RefSeq lists its product as uncharacterized. The record is from RefSeq and is a predicted model, not a curated record. The transcript has 2 exons. The coding region runs from base 125 to 658 and encodes 177 amino acids. Lineage: Eukaryota; Metazoa; Arthropoda; Insecta; Ephemeroptera; Baetidae.
GUCUCGAAAUUAUUUAUAGAGUGGCGUGUUUGGAGCGACGAGAGCGGGUGGCGCUGGCGAGGCUAAGACGACGCGCCGCACAGCCUCCGUGUGCUGCAUUUGCAUAAACGCCGAGCGAGACACAAUGGAGAAGAGUUGCUCCCGAGAGGGAAUCGUGGGAGUGACGGUGGAGGAGGGCGGAGGGGAGGGUCGGGCGUCGUUCUGCGAGAGGGUGGGCGACGCCCUGAACAUCCUGUGGAUCGUGGUGGCGUUUUCGCUGCUCGCGUUCGCCCUGACCGUGUUCUUCUGCCACCUGAGCGGCUGCCAGGCCGAGUUCUCCUCCGAAGGGUCCGCCCUGGCAUUCGGCCGCACCGCGCACGCGCCGGGCGUGCGCAGACUGGCGGCCGCCGAGUUGCGCCCUGACGAGGACGAGACCCUGAGCGGGUGCCGCCCCCUCACCGACGCCCUCUACCAACUCGUGUGCAACCAGCAGACCCUGUGUCGCGCCGCCCUCGGCCCCCUCGCCGACGACGCGCCCCUCCUCGUCGCCCCCGCCAACUACUCGAUCCAGUUCGAAUGCAAAGACGGCACCACGCGCGUCCUCCACGCCCUCGUCCAGCACCACGUGCAGUGCCGCUGCGCCCUCCUCGCCGCGCCCAAUCAAAAUGCUGACGCGUGAAUUUAUUGUUAAAAACAUCAAGUGACGUUUUGUGCCGCAAUCUUUGAUAAUUCCCAACUAAUCUGUGUAGAUUGAUUGACCCACGGACAAUGUUAAAUGCAUCAAAGUAGGAAGUUUAUGGCCAGUCGAAGAGCAGAUUUUCCCUUUCUAUGGUUUAAUUUACUUGAUAAUUUUUGUUAACUCAUUUUGGUGAAAGAAAAGUGAGGUAUGCUAGACAUUUUGUAUUUUUUGUUUGUGAACAGUAAAUAUAUAUAUUCAUGAACCGUU